CGCCCACCGUCUUCUCCGGGAUCCCAAGACCGAUUUCGCCCACACCCCUCCCUUCCUUUCCUUACGCACGCUGCGCGCGGACGUCGGCCUCUGACGUCGUCGCCUCAGCGCCGGCUCCCGGCCGGGCCGCGGCCGCCGACCGUUGAGCCGCCUGCUGAGCCGCCUGCUGAAGUCCCUCCCUCAGGAACCCCUCCGCCACCCUCCACCGCCGAACCGCUCUCGCGGCGGCGACCCAUGUGGGGGUUCAGGCUCCUGCGGUCGCCGCCGUUGCUGCUCCUGCUGCCGCAGCUCGGAAUCGGAAACGCCUCGUCCUGCUCUCAGGCCAGAACCAUGAACCCGGGCGGCAGCGGCGGCGCGCGAUGCUCCCUCUCGGCCGAGGUGCGCCGCCGUCAGUGCCUGCAGCUUUCCACCGUGCCUGGAGCCGAUCCGCAGCGCAGCAACGAAUUGCUCCUGUUGGCGGCGGCCGGGGAGGGACUGGAGCGGCAGGACCUCCCCGGGGACCCAGCGAAGGAGGAGCCGCAGCCGCCGCCCCAGCAUCACGUCCUCUAUUUCCCUGGGGAUGUGCAGAAUUACCAUGAAAUUAUGACUCGUCAUCCUGAGAAUUAUCAAUGGGAAAACUGGAGUCUAGAAAAUGUUGCUACCAUUUUAGCCCACCGGUUCCCCAAUAGUUAUAUUUGGGUGAUAAAAUGUUCCCGAAUGCAUUUGCACAAAUUCAGCUGCUAUGACAAUUUUGUGAAAAGUAACAUGUUUGGUGCCCCAGAACACAAUACUGACUUUGGAGCUUUUAAGCACCUUUAUAUGUUAUUAGUUAAUGCUUUUAAUUUAAGUCAGAAUAGUUUAUCAAAGAAAAGUUUGAAUGUUUGGAAUAAGGACUCCAUAGCAUCUAACUGUAGAUCCAGUCCUUCUCAUACUACGAAUGGUUGCCAGGGAGAAAAAGUGAGGACCUGUGAAAAAUCUGAUGAGUCUGCCAUGAGUUUUUAUCCACCAUCACUAAAUGACGCAUCUUUUACUUUGAUUGGAUUCAGUAAAGGUUGUGUUGUUUUGAAUCAGUUGCUUUUUGAAUUGAAAGAAGCCAAGAAAGACAAGAACAUAGAUGCUUUUAUCAAAAGCAUAAGAACAAUGUAUUGGCUGGAUGGUGGUCAUUCUGGAGGAAGCAAUACUUGGGUUACUUAUCCAGAAGUCUUGAAAGAAUUUGCACAAACAGGAAUUAUCGUUCACACUCAUGUAACACCUUACCAAGUACGUGAUCCAAUGAGAUCUUGGAUUGGAAAGGAGCACAAGAAAUUUGUUCAGAUACUUGGGGAUCUUGGUAUGCAGGUGACUAGCCAAAUUCAUUUUACAAAGGAAGCUCCUUCCAUAGAGAAUCACUUCAGGGUUCAUGAAGUAUUUUGAGAUUACAGGUAUAUUAAUGAACUUGUUCAGUGGAAGAACAUAAGCACUUUUGAGUGUUAUAAAUUCAGAUAAUGGGAUGUAAUUCAUAGCUGCGUUGUCAGUUUUGGGGUAUGGGGGGAGGCACACAUUCCUAAAAUGUGAGUGUAAUGUGCAAUAGUAUUUUUUGCUUGUGAAUGUGAGCAGUUAUUAAUUUGGAUUGAGUUAGAAUUAGUUAAUUUGAAAUCUAACAAGGUGGUUUGUAAUAAUGCUGAGGAGAUAUAAGACCCUUAAAAUGAAAGUUACAACAUUGUUCUUAUAAAAGGUAACUAAAAUUGUUACUGUUGGAAAUAACUGAUUUUCUGAGUAAUGUUUUAAACUAAUUUGGUGACAUUUUAACAGUAAUUAGCUAUUUUGAGUGGAAAUAUUUUCAUUUCUCUUCAAACAAAAGCAAAGGUACGAUGCUGUUUUCUAUCAUUUUGGAAUAACUGCACCCUGCCUCUUGUGUUUUUGUAAACUCCUUGACUCAUUCUUUAAUGUGUCACCAAGUACUUUUCUCAUGAGAGUCAACAUAUAUUUGUUUCCAAAUGUCCACAAGUGUACAAUAGUGUAAAGGUGGUUUUUAAAAACAUAGCCAGGUGUGGUGGCACGUGCCUUUAGUUCCAGCUACUUGGGAGGCUAAGGCAGGAGGAUUGCUUGAGCCCAGGCUGUGUGGUUCACCAUGAUUGUGUUUGUGACUAGCUACUGCACUCCAACCUGGGCAACAUAGUGAGACUUCAUCUCUAAAACAAAAAAAAACCAAAAUUACACUUAAGCACUAUUGUUUAAUUUUUAAUUGUCAGUUUAUCAUUAUUUUGGAUAAGACAUUCUGGGGUUUCUUGAAUCUUGUCCAAAAACCAGUUGUUUUGGAAAAUUGCUUUAAAUUGAGCAUAUUUAUGUAUAUUGGAUAAAAAUGUACUACAGAGCAAAUUUCAAAAUUUUCAUUAUAUCAGUCUUUUUGAAAGGAUCAACUUGGAUAAAAUAAAUAUAUAAUGCUCUAUUUGUUAGAGCUCUAUUAAAAAGGAAACAGAUUCCAUAGAUCUAAGUCAAUGUUUCUCCAGAAGCAUGAUUUUGUCUGCCAAAAGAAAAUAGCUCUCUUUGGCCAAAAUGCAAAAUUACAUUGCUAUAAGAAAAGUUACAAGGGAAAGUUUGAAGACACAAAUGAUUUAAUUUUGGCUCAAAAACUGAAUUUGCUUAACACUGCUACAUAAUUUGGGUGAAGUUUCCUUCUGCCCGUUUUUCUUGACCUAGAUAAAUACACUUUGAGAAAUCCAGAUCUAAUGAAUGUCAACCAACAUUGACAUUGUAAUUGGGUGAUUACAAUAAAAGGUGAGCAGUUUGUUGUUUAUUAAUAAUUAGCUUUUGCAGGUAAUGAAAUAGCAGGGAAGUAACAUGCUGUUUUAGGACUAAAAAAAAAAAAAAAAAAAAAGACACUGAAGCUUAAUACCUUAAUGACCCAGAAGACCUAGAUUUAUAAAGCCAUAUAGAAUAAAAAUGUUAAUUUCUUGGUUUCUUCCCAGAAUUAUAUUUUAAUGACUCCAUAAAUACAUUCCAAAUAUUCAGAGACUCAUGAGAAAGGAUUCUUAACAAAUGUUUAAAAAUAACAUCUCUUUUUGGUGUUUUAACACUUAAUUUUAUAAACUGCAGAACAGCAUCUCUAAAUGGCUUUUUUUUUUUUUUUAAAGACAAAGUAGUAUUAUGUUGCUUCAGUUUCUUUAAAUACCUCCUGUUUCUUUUGAGACCAAAAAUUCCCAUCAAGGAAAUAAAUCAGCCUGAGUUUAACAUUUUACAUAUUACAUUGCCUUUAAGCACUAUGAUUGGAUGGCUUUUUUUCUAUUUGUUUAAUAAUCCUUGGUUAAAUUCACAUGUAUCUAAAGUAAAAUAGCUGAGUUACUGAAUUCUAUAAGGGGAAGAAAAAGCAUUUAUUUUCACGAUUAACUGAAAUGGAAAAGUAAGACAUUUAGCAGAAUAAUUCAUUUAAAAAUAAUUUUAAAAAAUCAGACAUAUUUAAAAAUCUAGGUUGUCUAUCCAGUAUGUGAAUGCUUAAUUAUAAUUGUUACAUGUUGAAUGGGUAUUAAGAGUAACUCACCAGGUACACAAAACUGCCAUCAUAGCAAAAUGAGACAGUGUUGAAAAGAAAAAAUAUUUUCUGGAAUGAAAAUAUAUUCAAGUUGAUCCAUAUUCAGAUGUUUUCUGUUUAAUACUUCAGAUUGGUCCUUUGUCCACAUUUGUUUAAAACUUAUUGUAAUGUUAAUUUAUACUUUUGGAUUGUGCCUUUGUCAUGAGUUGAGAAAAGUAGUCCUACAAAUAAUGUGAAAGUUGUUACCACCACAGCAUGAAUGUAUAAUUGUAUUAAAAUUGAUCAUCCACAGAA
Molecule: messenger RNA, 3781 nt
Organism: Pan troglodytes (chimpanzee)
Lineage: Eukaryota; Metazoa; Chordata; Mammalia; Primates; Hominidae
Gene: C13H2orf69
Product: chromosome 13 C2orf69 homolog
Exons: 2
Coding region: 235-1392 (385 amino acids)
Cellular component (GO): mitochondrion
Source: RefSeq, a predicted model, not a curated record